AUGGACUUUUACAAAACUGCAGCAUUUGCAACUCCCUAUGCGGAGAACGACCACCCUAUAUUGGUCGCGUUAAACGAGUAUCUUUACGUGAAGUACAGUGUGGACUCCAGCCCCAACGUGGUGAUCAUGGCCGAAAACUGCAAAGCCACAAGAGAUGGAAGUUUAUACUCCUGGCCUUAUUAUACCAUUAUACAGAAUGGGUGAGUAUAACAUAUAUGUCUAGGAUUUGGGUCACAAGUCUUCCCUCAUCUUCCACAGGGGAAGUUGAGCGAGCGAAAUACGUGAGCGCUUGUGAAAAUUGCCACACGCGGGAGAAGCGAGACGCGUUGCACCUGCCUUGCGGUUGGUGAUUUUCACGCGCUCUCGCAUAUUUCGCUCGCUCUUAUCCUCACUAAGGAAGUACCUGUGGUCUAUUUCCGUAUCGUCUUCGUGUUGAUCCUUAAGCACGAUUUACGUCGUUUUUCCAAGUAUCUGAUCCUCCAUGAUUGCGGGCUUCAUUUUCCGCAACAGCGACUGGAAAUCGAGCCUCCUUAAUCCUUUACGGGGCUCAGAAGUUUGAUAUCGUCAUGAUCAUUCGCAACUGCUAUAGUAACAUAAAUUGUACUUCUGCGCUGAACUCGACGAGCCUUUGCGACGGAGUUAAUCUUCAUCCUUGAGUAGAGUUUAUACUCUUGAUGGGGGAUAAGAUUGGGAGGAGGAGAGCCCAGAAAAAUCCAUAGCAUUAAAACUAAAAUACGUUUAUUUUUAAUUUACAUUUUACACUAUUUGCGAGCAAGAUACAACUAUGGAGUACACGUAUAAUCCAUCAGCGAGCUCCCAGCAGCUUAAAAUUAGAUCGUUCAGGUUCUUCAACGACUAUGACGUUGUUUACUUUCACUGCGAGUUGUUGGCUUUUUACAGAGGCAGUUCUAAUUCCAGGUAAGUCUAUUGUAAACCCUUCAUGUUAUACCGAAGAAGAGGCAGUUCUAAAACCGCGGAAAACCGAAUAAAACUCUACUGUAAUUCCAUUCUCGUUUUGUAUUGCAAUGUUCUGGCUGUAUUUAGCAUCUUAAAGGUCAUAAGCUUGGUAAACAGGCAACUGUAAUGACAAGGCCGUUAUUACCUAGAAGUUAUAAAAAAAAGAACGAACGAACAUAUCUUGAAAAGACAGGAUCUCCACUCUCUAAAGGACGGAUAGUUUGGGGGUAGCAAAAUUUUGAGGGUUUAUGGCAGAUGUACAAGUGGCGAGUAUGCAUAGAUGUGACUGAAGCUGAAAAAAGAAUUCGAUGAUUUUUAAACCGAAGGUUUUGUUUAUAGAUGCAGCAGGGGUUGUUUGAGCAGCAAAAGAAGAAAGAGACGAGGCGCAGUUGAGGACGAAAUAGAACAUGAAGAAAGUACAAGCACACAUAUUCUCUCCAGCGACCCAAUAAUGAUCAAGGAGACGGAGACGGAGACGGAAAAAUGUGAUGAAGAAGGUAUUACGUAUAGACCACUUAAUAUGUUGAGAGUAGUUUUACUGAGUUUGACCGCAAAUUCCAUGCAAUUUUCCCAUUAGCCCACUUUAUUGUUGUAGCUGGAACCUAGGCUAGAGUUGACAGUCAGGAGUGCCUUUUUGCGAUCAUUAUACGUUUCUGGGAAUCUGCCCACAUACCGCCUCCUCUAAACCAACAUUUUGCCCUUAGGGAGAAUUAAGUAAGUGUUGAUAGGGCCAUUUAUACGAGGAAAAAUAAGACGCGUCUUAAAUAAGACGCGAACUGUACCAUUUAUACGAGCAUGUCUUAUCUAAGACGAGAACAGCUCGUAGGAAUGGUGCGCGUCUUAUUUCUGUUCUUGACUCGUUUUCAUGUGAAUGUUGCCCUUAGCAACGGCAAUCCAACGUGGCGCGCCAAAAAUUAACGCAUGCGUACUAUACGUUCGCCUCUUAUGUGAGACGCGAAGGUCAUUUAUACGAAGUUUUUCUCGUCUUAGCUAAGACGCUUCUUAUUUAAGAACAGGUGUUAAGGGCUGUUCUAAAAUAAGACCCGUCUUAGCUAAGCCGCGUCUUAUUUAAGACGAAAUGUGCCGUUUAUACGGAAAGUUCGCUUCUUAUUUAAGACGCGUCCUAUGUAAGACGUGUCUUAUUUUUCCUCGUAUAAAUGGCCCUAAUGUUGGUGUAGGGGAGGGGUAGGUGGGUAGUUUCCCAAAAACGUAUAUAGAUCCUAAAUUUACAUAGCUGCUGGUCACCUGGGCCCAGUUCUUCGAAUGACGAUCAGCGCUUAACCUAGGAUUAAAUUUAACCCGGGUUUCUUUUUCUUUCGUUCUACAUUUUCUCGGACAAUUUUCUCUGUUAUGUUUAAGAGCAUCCAAUCUAGACUUGCCGACAAAAAGAAUUAAACUGAAUUGACUUUUUAAGCCUUAAUAUCUGAAUUCAAAUUUGGCACCGAUGUUAUCUUAACCAGCGUUGAACAAUCCGGCCAUGAUAAAAACACUCUAUAGUUUUUCUUUUUCUUUCAUAUUGGUUUUAGACUUAUCUAAUAAUCGAAGUCUAUGGUUCCUUUGGGGUAGAUACUGGAAAAAUCCAACAAACUGCUUUGAUUGGUGGUGCAGCGGCCGCGUGAGGACUGGUCCUGAUUGCUAUCAUAGCCUUGGCUGUUUUAGCUGUUAAGUACCGCAUUGCACGAAGAUUCAUGAACAGGAACAAGGUCGGGGACUUGUACGCUACCCAAGAUGAACAGAUGAGUCGACAAAAUGCCUACAUCCAAGAAGAUGACAUGAUCGAAAAGGAAGACUCCUUUUAA
Molecule: messenger RNA, 2756 nt
Organism: Porites evermanni
Lineage: Eukaryota; Metazoa; Cnidaria; Anthozoa; Scleractinia; Poritidae
Source: the annotation of a GenBank genome assembly